UCGUCGCAAUCGCGCGUCGUCAACAGACAAUCGCAGAAGGCAGGCCGAUGAAACAGCGCGGCUGCGCAGGGAUAGUGGCGUCAUUGCAAUUAAAUACGUUGGUGAGGCGUGCCUCAGGCUGGGAUGGCCAAGUUGCCUUUUUCUGCGGCGGAGUGCAACAGUGAGGGCUACGCCCUUUGUGUGCGCAGCGGUGAUGUGCCGAUCCAACAUGUCUGCGGCGCACGUUCUAGAUGCUACAGCUGGAGUCAUAAGUGUUCUUGGUACUCGGUCGCUAUCCCGUCACAGGCAGAAAUAUGAUGACUCUUCAGAGGUACAUGUCAAUGCCGGAGAAGGAAGCGGCUAUGCCGUCUUAGGCUGCGACAUGCCCCGCCUUCCUGCUCACCUUCACCAUCACUAUAGCUCCAGUCUUAUCCGGCUCGUUACCCACCCUCGAUAUCACCCCGAACCAUCCCUCAUGCAGUCAUAUGUGGCUUGCAGGCCGCACACUGCAAUAUUGCACGCCGGCGCAAAUCUACGCGGGGGGCCUGGAACGGCAAAACUGGCGAGUGAGGUGGGUGGUGCGCGAGAGAGGCGCAGGCAUGAUUGGAGCGCGUGCUGGAGGGGUGCUCGUUUGGGCGAUCAGGUUUUCAGGGCGCGCGUGAGCAGUGCGGGUGUGGAAGGGCUCGCUUGGGCGGGCCCGAGGGUGUGCAGGCAAGACAUGUAAGGAUUAGACCUGGGAGUCAUGUUGACUGCGUGACUGGAGCGUUUGCGCAACAGCGCAAACGAAGCUCGAGGGCCAGGAUGCGCCGGGCAAACAGGAGCUUCACUCAAGUCACGGUGUCACAGAGAAGUGAGAGGUUUGGAAGCGACGUCGUACAAGCAGUGUUUAGAUUCUUGCUAUUCUCAAGUGCAGUGGCCAACGUCAUUGCUGACCUGCGUUCCUUCAUCCCUCUCCUCAACACCCAGGUGGUGGAGGUCCC
Molecule: messenger RNA, 959 nt
Organism: Paraphaeosphaeria sporulosa
Lineage: Eukaryota; Fungi; Ascomycota; Dothideomycetes; Pleosporales; Didymosphaeriaceae
Exons: 1
Coding region: 194-703 (169 amino acids)
Source: RefSeq, a predicted model, not a curated record